This is a messenger RNA of Vidua macroura (Pin-tailed whydah), 2985 nucleotides long. RefSeq names its product SH3 domain containing GRB2 like 1, endophilin A2 (gene SH3GL1). Gene Ontology annotation, molecular function: protein binding. NCBI's taxonomy places the organism in Eukaryota, Metazoa, Chordata, Aves, Passeriformes, Viduidae. Gene Ontology annotation, biological process: synaptic vesicle uncoating. Bases 152 to 1258 code for a protein of 368 amino acids. Gene Ontology annotation, cellular component: presynapse; glutamatergic synapse; cytoplasm. The transcript has 10 exons. The record is from RefSeq and is a predicted model, not a curated record.
GCGGCGGAAGCGGCGGCGGGGACGGGCCGGGCCGGGCUGGGACGGGCGGAGCGUCCUGAGGCUCCCGAGGCUCCCGCCGCCCCCGCACCAGGUCCCGCCGCCCGCAGACCGGGCCCCCGCCGCCACCGGGCCAGGCACCGGCACCGGCACCAUGUCGGUGGCGGGGCUGAAGAAGCAGUUCUACAAAGCGACCCAGCUGGUCAGCGAGAAGGUCGGAGGGGCCGAAGGGACCAAGUUAGACGAUGACUUCAAGGAGAUGGAAAAGAAAGUGGACGUGACCAGCAAGGCGGUCACAGAAGUACUGACCAGAACCAUAGAGUACCUCCAGCCCAACCCAGCUUCCAGAGCCAAGCUCACCAUGCUCAACACGAUGUCCAAGAUCCGCGGGCAGGUGAAGAACCCCGGCUACCCCCAGUCCGAGGGGCUGCUGGGGGAGUGCAUGAUCCGCUAUGGGAAGGAGCUGGGAGAGGAUUCCAACUUUGGGGACGCGCUCCUCGACGCCGGCGAAUCCAUGAAACGCCUGGCGGAGGUGAAGGACUCGCUGGACAUCGAGGUCAAACAGAACUUCAUUGAUCCCCUGCAGAACCUGUGUGACAAGGACCUGAAAGAGAUCCAGCACCAUCUCAAGAAGCUGGAAGGGAGGCGCCUGGACUUCGACUACAAGAAGAAGCGACAGGGCAAGAUCCCCGACGAGGAGCUCCGGCAGGCCAUGGAGAAGUUUGAGGAGUCCAAGGAAGUGGCAGAGACCAGCAUGCACAACCUCCUGGAGACAGAUAUCGAGCAGGUGAGCCAGCUGUCAGCCCUGGUGGAUGCCCAGCUGGAUUACCACAGGCAGGCCGUGCAGAUCCUGGACGAGCUGGCCGAGAAGCUCAAGCGCAGGAUGAGGGAGGCCUCCUCACGUCCCAAGCGGGAAUACAAACCCAAGCCCAGGGAGACGUACGACUUCAGGGAGACUGACCAGUCCAACGGGGGCUUCUCCUGCAACCCCACCCCCAAAGUCUCAGCAGCUUCCGCCUCUUUCCGGUCGGACAAGCCGUCCCGGGCCUCCGUCAGGAGUAUCCCCCCCCUGGACCAGCCCUGCUGCAAAGCCCUCUACGACUUCGAGCCCGAGAACGACGGCGAGCUGGGCUUCAAGGAGGGCGACAUCAUCACCCUGACGAACCAGAUCGACGAGAACUGGUACGAGGGGAUGAUCCACGGCCAGUCCGGCUUCUUCCCGCUCAACUACGUGGAAGUGCUGGUCCCGCUACCUCAGUGAGACGGCGCCGCUCCGCCCCGAGUGUCCCGAGCUCCAUUCCAGCUCCAUCCUCGCCCUCCCCGCCUCACCUCGGGGCCAGGCGCUACCAGGGAACAAACCAGAAGGGUCCCACGGCCCCUUCCCCCCGUGAAUUUGUUGGUUUUUUGUUUUUUUUGUUUUUUUUUUUCCUUUGUCCUUCUGGUGCUUGAACUUCGGUACUUUGUGCGCCCCCAGCCCUGGCCGUGCCACCGGCACUGCCCUGUCCUUGUCCCUGUCCCUGUCCCUCCCCAAUUCCCGUCUUCCCUUUGGGUCCAGCGCCCGGAUGAGGCAGGUGGGAGAGCCGGGAUGUGUCCUGGACACACGGAUCAGGCAGGUGACAGAGCUGGGAUGUGUCCUGGACACACGGAUCAGGCAGGUGACAGAGCUGGGAUGUGUCCUGGACACACGGAUCAGGCAGGUGACAGAGCUGGGAUGUGUCCUGGACACACGGAUCAGGCAGGUGACAGAGCUGGGAUGUGUCCUGGACACACGGAUGAGACUGGGCUGUGUCCUGGACACACGGCCCCGGGGCAGGGCAUCCCCAGCCCCACCCUCGCUGCCCCUGUCCCCACGGAUCUCCAGAGGGAUCCCAGAGGGAUCAGGGGAGGGGAGCUGGAGCACAGCAACACUAAAACACCCAGUGAACACUAAAGCAGCCCUGCAGGGCAGGUGCUGAGCCCUGCCUGGGGUUUGGAGCCAUCCCUGUCCAUCCUGGAUGGGAUGUCCCCUCCUGCCUGGCCCCCUCCCCACAGAGCCCAACCCCUCUCAGCUCAGCAGGUGGGGCUGCUCCUUCUGCCCGUGUUUUAUUCCUGGACCUCAGGCUUUUCCUGCUACAAACUCUCCCAAGUCGGUCACACCUGGAGGAUCAUCUGGAACUGGGCCACCGCCCGGGGUGUCUCUGUGGUGGAGCAGAGGUCGUGGCUCCUCUGCCCAGGGCUCUGCCCAUUCCCCCUUCCCGGGGAUCCUCCUGCAGCUGGAGCUCAGCUGGCCCUCACGUGCCUUCCCUGCGCCCCCACCCUGCCCACAUCACCCUCCCUGGGGGGCAACACACCCCCUGUGCCCCUGGAUUGCUGGGAACAGGGAUGGUUCAUCUCAGUGUCACUUCUGCCACCCCUUCUCCCUGAGCUGUGCUUUUCCUGGCCAGGAGGUGGGGACGGGCUCGGCAUGGGGCAGCAGGGCAGCACUCGCCCCAGCGCUUGCUGGGCUCCGUGGUUUUCCUUGCUACAAAAGUGGGUUUUUCCCCUGGUGGGGCUGGGACGAGCCCCAGCCCUGCUCUGUGAGCCCCAGCUCUGUGCAGGGCUGUGCUGCAGCACCCCUGUCCCUGCUGCUCCCGGCUCCUGAUCCCCUUCUCUGUAAGGAUUUGGUCCGUGCAUGUCCACGUGUGUCUGACCCCCACGCCCCGAGCAGUGACCCCGGCCCCAGGGGGGGCACAGGGCAGCCCCCCCUGCUCCCAGCAGGGCAGGGAGCCCAAGGGACCGGAGUCCUGGGGUGUCCCCUCCCCGGUGGGACCAGGGUCACGUCCCGGGGACACCGGCUCCCGCUCAGGUGGAUUGAAACGCGUUCUGUCAGCUGGGACACCUCGCUAGAUCUUUUUGUUUGUUUGUUUUUUUGUAAUGGUUUCUCCUGGUUUUUAGGGGGAAAAAAUUGAUGACCCACAAUUCUUGACUUGUAUCUCUGAAUGAAAGUAUUAAAUGUUUUCUUCUUUCUAA